Messenger RNA from Anoplophora glabripennis (Asian longhorned beetle), 813 nucleotides. RefSeq names its product putative nuclease HARBI1. The transcript has 3 exons. The coding region runs from base 1 to 813 and encodes 270 amino acids. Lineage: Eukaryota; Metazoa; Arthropoda; Insecta; Coleoptera; Cerambycidae. The record is from RefSeq and is a predicted model, not a curated record.
AUGGACCAGCUUUUACUUACUCUGAGAUACUAUGCUACUGGCAGCUUCUAUAUAACUGUAGGGGAUUUUGUAGGAGUUUACAAGACAACUGCAGGUAGAAUAAUCAGAAGAGUUACAGAAGCACUGGUAUCUUUACGCCCUAAUUAUAUAAAAUUUCCACGAAAUGAGGACGAAAUGAGAAUAAAGAAGCAAGGUUUUUAUCAAUUGGCACGUUUUCCUCGAGUAGUAGGUGCAAUUGAUUGUACCCAUAUAAGAAUACAAUCUCCAGGGGGAGAUAAUGCAGAGUUUUUUCGGAACAGAAAGAACUUCUUCUCCAUUAAUGUACAGGUAGUAUCUGAUAGCAAUAACAUGAUAAUGGACAUAGUGGCAAGAUGGCCAGGGUCAAGUCAUGAUAGUAAUAUCUUUCAAAAUUCCAUUAUACGAAGAAGAUUUGAAAAUGGUGAUUUUGGUAAUGCUGUAUUGUUAGGGGAUAGUGGGUAUCCACUACGUGACUAUCUUAUGACACCAUUAGCAGAAGUUCAUACACGAGCUGAACAAAAAUAUAAUUCCUCACAUAUAUCAACACGAACAGUUGUUGAGAGAACUUUUGGCAUAUGGAAGAGAAGAUUUCCCAUUUUAAGUUUAGGCAUACGAUGUUCUAUUCCUCUAGCACAACAAAUAAUUAUAGCUACGAGUAUUUUACACAAUAUUCAACCUCAGGAGAAUGUUUGGCACGGGCCGUUGUCAUCGUUCGAUGGAACGGAGAACUCCCGGCGUGGAAUUCCUCGUCAUGGCGACUCGACCAACGCCAACGGUCGAAUUUUGGAAACAUAG